Amoebophrya sp. A25 is the source of this 181-nucleotide messenger RNA. NCBI's taxonomy places the organism in Eukaryota, Dinophyceae, Syndiniales, Amoebophryaceae. The record is from the annotation of a GenBank genome assembly.
CGUGGAGUCUGCUAGGCAUUCACAAGAAGAAGGAGUUCGCAAUAUUACCGGCACAAAGAACUCAUCGGCUCAAGAAGAACAGCACUUCGUAGAAGAAGUUCUUCCGCCGGGUUUAAAACAAGCGAUACGUGAGAAUCGUUAUCAACAAGGAUUGUCAACAACCAAUCCUCAACAGCAGGGG